This is a messenger RNA of Vitrella brassicaformis, 865 nucleotides long. NCBI's taxonomy places the organism in Eukaryota, Vitrellaceae. The record is from the annotation of a GenBank genome assembly.
AUGGGACAAGGGUACGCACUGCAAUGCACUUGACCACAGAACAGACCACACAUAUAUAACAUGCAUACCCACAAUAUGCACGAUGUGUCUCUCGUCCAAUGUGUUUGUUGUGUGUGCAGUCCGAUGGAUGUGAUGAUGAUGGGAGUGGGGGGCAGUGACGGCAGGGAGGAGGGGGCCAUCACGCCACCCGGCGGCCACGUCAUCGUGAACGGUGAGCGGAACCGCGCUCACUCACUCACUCACUGGUUAAAUCUGAGCUAGCGAAGCGCUGCGCUGUGUUUCCAUUGUAUGGUGUGGUUGGUUGAUUGCGACUUGCUUUGCUUCUCGUUAUAUCUUUCCAGGUCGGGCUGUUUGUCUGUUGCGCCGCGACCCCGAUGCUCCUCGGGGACGACUGCCCAUCGGGGUGUCGCUGAUGAUGCGCCCGACCAAGACGCUGGCCGAGCGAGAUGCCGAGUACGAGGAAGCCAAAGCCCGCAUCGCCAAGAAAAACCGCUCUGACUCGGAGCAGCAGGACGACGGGUACAUACCGCGCACAUACAUUACAUACGCAGACAGCUUGACGCCUUGUCUGUCUGUCCGUCUGUCCGUUGGUGUCUGUUUGUCUGUUCGUUCGUUCGUUCGUUCGUUCGUUCAGGGCUGACCGUGACUGCGCGCGUAGGACGAGGGCAGCAGGACCAUCUUGAAGAAAGUCGACAAACCCGACAAGUGAGUGCAGUGCAGUCCGACAACACACACAUAUACACGGCUUCCCCCCAUGCAUCCAUCCGAUGAUGCAUGCCGUGCCAUGCUGGUAUUCUUCCUUGCACCUUUCAGCAAGGGAGGGUCUACCUGUUCAGUGCCUCGCUGUCUGCAUUCUAUAUCUUGA